AGGCCUGAGCGCUGAUGGGUGAACAGACUCGUGCGUCUCACUGGGGCCACAGGCGGCGCACGGCCCUGCACCGAGCUGCGAUGGUGGGGAACAGUGAGACCAUGUCUGCCCUGAUCCAGGGGGGCUGUGCUGUGGACCUGCAGGACAGAGAUGGUAACACGGCUCUACAUGAAGCGUCCUGGCACGGCUUCUCUCUGUGCGUCAAACUGUUGGUGAAAGCAGGAGCGGACGUCGAUGUUAGAAACAAGGCGGGAAACAUUCCUCUUCACUUGGCUUCUCUAAACUCACAUGUUCCGUCCUUGCGCCUCCUGCUGCUCGGAGGCUCGAGCAUUGACGCAAAGAACAAUACGGGAGAGACGUGUUUGCACAUGGCCGCUCGCUACGACAACAGAGACGUGGUCAAACUCCUCGUCAGCUCUCAGUGCUCUUUGACCGAGAAGAAUGAGAGAGGAGACACCGCGCUCCACGUCGCUGCUGCUCUGAACCAUAAGAAAACCGUCCAGCUCCUGUUAGAGGCCGGAAUCGACGCGAACCUCAGAAACAACGCAGGUAGAACGGCUCUGGACAAAGCCAGAGAGAACAACCACAGAGAGUUGGCUGUGCUUCUGGCCCGAGCUCCUCAGGUGCGCUGUUUUCUAAGAGGAAGGACUGUGAAAAAACAAAGAGAAAGACAAAGGAGCCAGUCUGCGUGUCGAGUGGAGGCUGAAGUAAAUCAAACGCUGGCGGAGCAGGGCAGCAGUUCGGCCACAGAGGACGUCCCGAGUGUCGAACCACAGGGACAAUCAAAGAGCUUUAAAACUCACCGACUUUACCCCGAGCGCGCCACCAAUCCCGUCUCCCACGGCAACCGCACGACCCGGGAACAGGAAGACAAGGUCAAGAUUCGGGUUGAGAAAAAUGUGAAGAAUCGUGACAGAAAACAUCAUUUGUUUGACGACGCUGAUGAUGCACAUCUCCAGUUUGGAAAGUCGUACCAACUUUACACCUUAUACAGAGACAAGGACGGCAACGUGAGACAGUUGCCUGCUAAUGGCUGUCACUGUAAGCCGCUGUUUAAGAAACUGGAGAAUGAGCUGAAGUCGACUCAGGAAGAGAUGAGGCUCCAGAUCCUAAACGUCCAGGAAGAAAUAAACAGCAGAAUCGGACAAAUGGACCGACGCAACAGAGAACAGAUUAAAGUGGUGGAUCUGAUGAACACGGCCCGAGCGGCGGCAGAAAGACGACACCUGAUGUUCAAGAUGGAAGAGCAGGCGGCGCUGGGACGAGAGGAGGCACGAAUCACACAGGCGUGUGUGCGGGGCGAGCUGCAGAGCUGGUGCGUGUCUCAGCUCAAAAACAAUGACACUCCCACCACACCCACCAGCGCCCCCUACUGUAAGCUCCUGCACUCCCCCCCGGCGGGACAGUCCUCCGGGGAGUCCGAGCUGGAGUCCCUCCCUCUCCUGUCCGUCCUCUCCAGAGACAGCAGCACCUCUCUGGCCACGUACGUCAACAUCGCCCCCUCCUGGUCGUCGUGCAGUUUGGGCUCAGAGCAGGAGACGAGCAGCAGGAAGUACUUUGAAAUGAAGGUGGACCGGUCUCCAGGGACGAACAGAGACAAAGCCACGAUGCACAGCGUUUUAGACGACUAUGAGAACGCCGCUCUGUUUCCUCUCCCCGGCUCUAAUGGGCGGCUGAGUCCUGCUGCCACCUCCAGGCGGCCUGUGGAAGUGCAGGACACUGAGUCCUCGGGCCUGUGGUCUGUGAGGGGGGAGGGCUUUGGGAGCAGCAGCAGCGUGUCCUGUGACUGCGCUCCCAGAUGGGUCCCACCGAAGGGGCGCUCACAGGAGCCCAGACGACAGGAGCUGGUGAGGGUGGGACACGAGCAGGACACGACCAUCGAGAUUUACAUGGACCACCCCCCGACCGAGCCCACGUUCACCCAGGAGAGGAGCAACCUGCACGCUGUCGAGGUGACGCAGCGUUUCUUCGAGACCGUGUCCUCGCAGCUGGAGCUCUGGUACGAGAGGAAGAUUCUGGAGGUGGAGAGGCAGACGGAGGUGCAGGCGCAGAGGGACAAACAGGAACUACUGCAGCGAAUCAGCACUCUGGAGGCGGAGCUUAAGAUCCUCAGGGCCAAUGAGAGCACAGACGAUACGACACAGGAGCGCGGCCCUGAACUUCAAGACUGA
This is a messenger RNA of Periophthalmus magnuspinnatus, 2171 nucleotides long. RefSeq names its product ankyrin repeat domain 6a (gene ankrd6a). The record is from RefSeq and is a predicted model, not a curated record. The coding region runs from base 15 to 2171 and encodes 718 amino acids. Lineage: Eukaryota; Metazoa; Chordata; Actinopteri; Gobiiformes; Gobiidae. The transcript is spliced from 14 exons. Gene Ontology annotation, cellular component: cytoplasm; nucleus. Gene Ontology annotation, molecular function: protein binding.